AGAAGUAAAACGACUGUGCUAUUUGGUAGCUUAGCCCGAGUGAUCCUGCAAAUAUGUGACAAAUGUGAGGUUAACCACAUUUCGGACACACUCUCUACUUUAACUGCCAUUACCCGCAUACCAUGGCGGACUACCAGUUUGUUUUUGACACGGACAAAAAGCCGAAAAGGACUGUCGCUGUUCCUGUUGCUCUUGUUGUUAUUGCAGCUAGCGCCAGCGUUAGCUGAAUGAGCUAACAGCGCUGUCUUCGCUCUCAGUGUAACCCGAUGUUGAUUCAUUUCUGCGGCCAGGAAACCGCAAACCGAGGUAACUCUGGAGCAAGUUGCAGCCGUAAACAACUGACCUGAGCAAUGUUUGGGUCCCGAUUAUUUACUCGUUGCGUAAUUGGCCGUAGCCAGUUUUUUAGGCAAGGUUGUAGUGAACGAUUUGCUGAGGUUCUUUAAGUGAAAUUAACCAUCAACCGCAGAAGACGCCUCAAUUAAACAUGGUAUCAUCAGCUAAGGUUAGCUAACACGCCUAAUGCAGCCUGCACCGUAAGCUUGAACGUGAACUAGUUUGCGUUGUUGCUGUCUAAAUGUUUGGAGAUGGAGCAGCAGACAGCAGCCAGUGAGAUGGCUCUCGUUCUUCACAGCACUUCUGUCUGAGCUGUACGUCUGUGAAAGAAGAAAUCAUGUCUUGCAAAGCCGCAACCAAGGACAAGAAGUCCAGCUUCAGCAAGAAGCUGUUCAGGAGAGGCUCUGUGCGGUCUGUGGGCAGUUUUAUGAGCAGAGUCCUGAGGACACUGACAGCGUUGUCUCACUUUGGCUCUGAAGUGCAAACAGAAGAUGACAAAGAUGAUGGAGGAUUUUCCACGUUUAAACCUGGAAGUAAAGAUGUGCCCAUGGAUGAUGGGGACCUCGGGAGUUUGCUGUCCGGAGACAGAAUUCCUGGAGUGUCUGGUCUCAAAAACCACGGGAAUACCUGCUUCAUGAAUGCAAUUCUGCAGUGCCUCAGUAACACUGAGCUGUUUGCUGAGUACCUGGUUUUGGAGCACUAUAAAGACGAUGAGCUGGAUGAGGACAAACCAAAGACAAAUGGUGUACAUCUGCAGAAGAAGGGCCCUCUGGCCAAAGGAGAAGUUACAGAGCAGCUGUCAGGACUUGUGCGGGCUUUAUGGACCUUUGAGUACACCCCCCAGCAUAGUAGGGAUUUUAAGAAUGCCGUGUCAAAAAAUGCCACCCAGUUUAAAGGGAAUGCUCAGCACGAUGCUCAAGAGUUUCUACUGUGGCUGCUGGACAGAGUACACGAGGACCUCAAUACUGUCAACCCCAACAGCAGGCCUGCGAUAAAGCCACCUAUUGAAGAAGAUGACCAAAGCAUAGAGGGGCCAUCUCCUCCUCUCUCUGCUGGGUCGUUUGUACAGGAGCUGUUUCAGGCUCAGUACAGGUCUUCUCUCACCUGCCCACAUUGUCAAAAGCAGAGCAAUACGUUUGAUCCCUUCCUCUGCAUCUCCUUACCGAUCCCAUUACCACACACACGGCCCUUGUAUGUGACAGUGGUCUACCAGGGGAAGUACUCUCACUGUAUGAGGAUUGGAGUUGCUGUUCCCCUCAACAGCACUGUCUAUCGCCUCAGAGAUGCUGUGUCACGUGAGACCAAGAUCCCAAUGGACCAGUUUGUUUUGACUGAAAUGUACUAUGAUGGUUUUCAUCGUUCAUUUUGCGAUGAUGAUGACGAUCUUGACAUCAUUCAAGAGAGCGAUUCCAUAUUUGCCUUUGAGACACCAGAGACCUUCAAACUGGAAAACAUACGCACAAAAAGAGGAAGUCUUCUGGCAAACCUGAAUCAUAACAACUUGAAGUAUGGAACAGAAAUCAGCAGGACGCCGUCUUUCAUGCAGGGGGCCAUGACUCCUUUAACUGCAUCGCCCAAUAAAAACCUGGGACCAGAAAAAAUUAUCCUUCUGGUGUGUAACAGAGCUUGCAGUGGCCACCAAGGAAAGAGGUUCGGACUGCCUUUUGUACUGUACAUGGAGCGCACUGUGACCUGGGAUGCUCUACAGAAAGAGAUCCUGGAGAAAAUGAGACAUCUAUUGAGACCUGGGGUCUAUAUACAGGUUGGACCUUUCAGUCUUCGGGUGGUUGGCGUUGUUGGAAUCACCUACCUCCUUCCUCAAGAUGAGCGACCAUUGUGUCACCCGACUGUGGAUAGAGCAUACAAGUCCUGUGGACAAGGGGGGCCACCACAUGUGAAGAUUGUGGUGGAGUGGGACAAAGAGACCAAGGACUAUCUGUUUGGACACACUGAGGAAGAGUACAUUCCUGAUGCUGAGAGUGUGUAUCUGCACAGGGAACAACAUCAUCAGCCGCAGGCUUGCACCCUCGCUCAGUGCUUUCAGCUCUACACCAAGGAGGAGCAGCUGGCCCCAGACGAUGCCUGGCGCUGUCCCCACUGCAAGCAGCUGCAGCAGGGCCGCAUUAAGCUCAGCCUGUGGACACUACCGGAUGUGCUCAUACUGCAUCUCAAGAGGUUCAGACAGGAGGGGGACCGGAGGGUGAAGAUGCAGAACAUGGUACGGUUCCCGCUGAUGGGCAUGGACAUGGCACCCCAUGUGGUUAAAAGAAGCCAGAGCAGCUGGAGUUUACCUUCUCAUUGGUCACCAUGGAGACGGCCAUAUGGCCUGGGUAGAAACCCAGAUGACUACCUGUAUGACUUGUAUGCUGUGUGCAACCACCAUGGAAACAUGCACGGAGGCCACUACACAGCCUACUGUAAGAACUCAAUUGACGGUCAGUGGUACUGCUUUGAUGACAGUGAGGUUUCACCAGUAGCUGACGAUGACGUGUGUCAGCAGACGGCCUAUAUACUGUUCUACCAGCGGAGGACAGCUAUUCCCUCGUGGUCAGCCAACAGCUCUGUUGCUGGUUCCACCAGUUCAUCCCUGUGUGACCACUGGAUCAACAGGUUACCUGGCAGUAGGCCUGCUAGCUUGGCCUCUGGAGCCUCAUCCAGACGCACCUCUCUGGCAUCCCUGGCUGAGUCCGGAGAGUUUCCAGGAGAACGCAGUGAAGAUGAUGGAGGAUUCUCAGUCCGCCCUUUUGUGAGGAGCAUUCAGCGCCAGAGCUUGUCUUCCAGGUCGUCCAUCGCUAGCCCGUUAGCUUUCAGCGACAGUGGAAUAAAGCCUUCUUGGUCGCUCUCUGCGAAGCUGCACAUGAGAUCCAACUCGCCGUCGCGUUUCUCACUCGACUCUCGAUGUUCUCCUCCUCUAGAGAGGAUAGGAGAGGCCUGCGAUGACAAGGUUUCCACGUCCUGUUUUGGCAGCUACAGUAGACAUGAGCGCUACUUUGGCAGCAGGUCUCCUCUGUCUAUGAUGGAAAGCAACUUGAGUGACCAGGACAACAAUAAAAGGUUCCUCGAUAUGAUGUACUGCAGGGCUCCCACUCCAGUGGAAAAGAAGAGCACCAAAAAUGAGCCAACAGAAAAUAACAACCAGAUUACAGCUAUAGACCAAAACAUUCUACCUACCCAAGCUACUCCCUCCAAAGAACAGAAACGUAAGAGCAGUAUCGGAGGAUUUGCCUCAAAGGCAGAAAGCACAGGCUCCACAAAGAGUUCCACCAAAGUGGAGCAAGAGAAAACCUCCAAAAAGCGUUUGUGCUCAACCUACAAGACCUCCACUUCUGAGACGUCUUCCAGUACACCUGUGAAAGGCAAAAAGAUGAGCAAUACUAAAGAAAAGAGUGUAAAUGCCAAGAAAAGCACCUCUACACCCAGUGGAACUCCCUCCAAAACAAAGGAAGCAACGCAACCCACAGAGGCAACGCCACAACAUAAGCCAUGCGUCCGCUCCACACCUCAGUCCUCAGCUUCUCCCUCACCAACGGCAAAGAAGAAUUCCAGUGUCACUGAGAAAGGCUCUACAAGUAGUCGAAAAAAGCUGGUAGAAAGGAGCUACAGCAGAGAUUCUAUGCACACUAGCCCUCUGGUCGACAAUCUCCGAGGCAGCACGGUAGCUCGCUCUUCGCCGUCUAAGAGUGGGGAAAGCAACCGACCUGAGAGGAGGUUUGUGAGGAGCUCCAGCAGCAGCUCUUCUGUCACUAGCCUGCGCUCACCCAGCAUAUCCACCAGAGAUCUGCAGCGCAGCAGCAAACCUGAGGAUAAAGGGUUGUCUUUCUUCAAGAGUGCCCUUCGACAAAGGGAAAGCCGCCGGUCGGCUGAUUUAGGAAAAAGCACCCUGCUUGCCAAAAAGGCCUCCGAGAGGACAUGCAAGCAGAAUGGACAAGCCAAGGACAUCAGUGGUGAUAAGGGAAAGACAGAAGACGCUGUGUCCUCACAGACGUCUAUAGAGACUCAUGGAGGUGAGACAAAAUCAGAGACAAAGGCGUCUUCCAAGCCCCCCAGCUCUCUCAGUCGCACUCUAUUAAACGUUGGCAAAUCCAAGUCUUCCAGUUCUGAAGUAAGUCUCAAGUCUCCCGCAAACGGGAAGAAGCCUCUUGAAAGGAUGGCAUCUUCCCGAAAGCUGUCAUCAAGCAUGCAAUCUCCUGCACGUACAACACCGAGGCCUCAAUGAUACAACUAUAGUACAUUGAACUCACAUAAUGCAGCUAUUUUCUUUGUGCCUAAGUUUCAGUGAGCACCAGAUGUAUUUGUAAAGAGACCAUUUUUGAUGUUGUGUUUUUUUACACUCACAUCAGAUGCAUAUGCUGGCUUUGAGGUUUGAAUAUUGGCUGCCAGCUUUGAGUAUUUUUAGCUGUACUGGAUAAAAGAUGAAGAACACUUGCCUGGUAUGCUGCCAGUCCUAGUUUUUAAAGCAGUGUAUAUUACUAAUUACCACUUUUGAGCAUUAGAUAUGAUAUUGAUACAAGUGAGAAAAUUGAGUGCAGGGUGAUCGCUUGACACAUAAAAUGUUUUCUGGCAUGAAAGGUACAUGAGCAUGCCAUAUGCAUUCAGCUGUACAGCACGUAUUUGAUUGUGCUGACAGCUGACAGAAUUCCCUGUUGGAAUCUUGAAAUCCAAUUAUCUUUUUUUCCAGACAAGAGGCUUGUUAUAUCUUUGCAUCGCAGCAAACAGUACGUUUCGUUUGCUUGAAAAAUAUCCUGCCGGAAAAACCUGAUUUGAGCCGCAGCACUGUACAUUAAGAUACAUUCACCUUGUAUGCACCAAUAAUGCAUAAUUGGUCAUGUAGAGUAACAUUUUGAACUGAUAGAUUCUUUCAGAAAUAAGCUGGCUGUUGAUGUUUAAACCUGACUGUUCUAAAAGCAUCAGUGAGAACAGAACCGUAACAUCAAAAAUAGUCUCUGGACAAAACUGAGUUGAUGCUCACACACACACACACGCACACACACACACACACACAUACACACACUCACACAAACACAAAAGAGUUUCAUUCCGAAAUAAUUGUGGCUAAAAAUUCGUAGUAGUUUUCAUUGAUUGUUUUAAGUAAAACCUGCAAUCUGUUUUUCAAAUACUCUCUGCAUACACCUCAAGCAUUGGUUCAUAGGGGGUAGUAUGAGAGGAUUUUGUUUAAAGCUAUGGAGGAAAAGACAUUAGUUAACGAUAUGCACUAAUAAGUACUUUAAUGAGAGUACCGAGGAUUGAUGCGUAGCCGAAAAGACAAAUAAGAGACGAUUUUAAACUUCCUGAUUAUGAAAGAAAUGUAGAGAUUAUACAGAUGGCAGGCCCUGGACCAAAACAGAAAAUGAUUUGAGAUGACAAAUCAGUCAGUACACACAUCAAGACAAAUUUUCCAAUAUUUUAAAACUUUAUUUUUGUUUAAUACAAGUACUUUUUCGAUAGAAAUGUAUUUUAUCAAGUUAACUACUUUUUUCUCUCAAAGGGACGGUGUGUUUUGGAAUGAAACCCUUUAAAAUCAACGUAUAUAAUUACAUAUAUGUGUCUGUACAAAAUAUACAGUAUAUAACCAUUUUUCCUUUCCAUGAGCAAGAUGAAAAUAAUCUUAAGCGCCUUUCAAUGCUGUACACAGAAACAAAUAAUUGCCUUUGGCAACAUUGUAGUCUACUACUGUAUGCAUCACUGAGUAGGAAUGUUGAAUUUGUUCGCACUUUGUAUAGAUAAAGUAGUUUUCUUUUACCCAGAACAAGCAUAUAUAUAUAUAUAUAAAUACACACUAACUUAAAAUGUAAUUAUCUCAUUUUUAAUACGUUGUCGGUUCAUGAGUUCCAGACAUAUCGUAAAGUAUCGUCAACAGGCCUUAGACUUGAAAUGGUAAAAGGGUACAUUCAUCUCAAUGUUUCAGGGGUCAUUUUAAGAAAUCACCUCUUUACUACACCUGGUGCUGUAACAGACCGAUGCUCCUCUGGCACUGAUAUUUCUUAAAUGAGCAUAUUUUCAAAUGCUGAUGUUCAGAGCUGUGACCACACACUUCAGUGAACCAGAAAUCUGUCGGCAGCAUUUAUCAUAACCUGUGGUACCUCACUGGAGAAAAUGAUACGUUGCCAUUUUUUUUCCUUCAUCAGGCUGAAACAGAAUAUUAAUAAUGAGCCAUGUAAUCAGAAGUACAUUUAUAUUGUCUCUGAGCAGUUGUUGUCCAAAUAUGAAUAUAUAGGCUGAAUUAUCUAAACUGCAUGGUAUAUUUAUUUUGCAGUGUAAUGAUAGAGGCAGGAUUUGGUCACUGCAGCUGUUAUGAUGCUUGGUGGUCUUUUUUUUCACCAAGCAUUUUUUUUCCAUCAGCUUUAUUAUUGUUGAAUUACCCCAACUGCAAUUGCAAUAUUCAUACGUUAGAUACCAGCACAGUGUAUGUUUUAAAUGAAUGAAUGUGGUUAUGCCAUUUAAAUCAAGCAUUAGUAAGUAGUUUUUACUUUAAAAAUUAACAUAAUCUUUAAAUUAUAGAUCUACCAUAUUUCUCUCAACUGUUUCUCUGUAGCAUCUACCAGGUUUACAUUGGUUCUCAGAUGGUUUCAGAAGAAAUACCACUCAAUUUAAAGAUUUAUGUAUGAUAUUUAAAUGGUCUUUGGUCAAGUCAGCAGCCUUAUUGUGCCUGGCUUUAAAUGGGUCACACUGUUUUUGGUCAGAAGGAUUUGCCUUUGGAGUAAGCAGUGCAAAUCAAAUAGUGAGAGCAGUUUUCUACAUCCCGUGAUGUAUAAAUUAGAUGUGAGGCAACACAGCCGCACCACGUUUUUCUGGUGGAAUGCAUACAGCUUGUUUUCUAACCAGGCAUCAUUAUUUGUUACUCAGAGAUUCAAGCUGUGAACAAGCUGUUCAUCACUGCACUGUUGGCAGCCAAAAUUGCUAUAUGGUGACAUUUUUAACCUAAAUUCUGCCCAGAAAUGCUUUAUUAAAACAGCCAUCUGUUGAGAAUACUAAUUAGGCCAUAGAAACAUCACAACACAUAACAAACAUACAUUAUGUAUUUGUUUACUCAUACCUGUAGUUGGGUAAGGUUCUGAAUACAUUUCUUUCUAAAAUGUAAAACCAGAUCAUCAAACCUGACAUUUAGAGGGGAAAAAAAACCUUCUGAAGAGUCUCAGUCAGUUUACCUGUUAAGGGAUCAACAUGAACAACACAAAAACCCUUUUAUGCAUUCUUAUUAUCUUUAUUACUGUCACAAGCUAACCAACAGCUCAGUCUCCCAAAACCUUGUGGGACCCUUUUAGUCUCCCACCAUUGGGAGAGACAAAGAAAUACAGUGGCUAUUUUGUUCAAACUGCCAGUGACCAUAGAAAUAACAUGCUGCUGUUUAAAUGUGGUGGUAUUCCUUUAGCUGCUCUUUUCUACUUUACAAUGUAUUCUAUCAGGAACCUGUGCAUGGCACUUUGGAUCAAAGCAGGACAAUUUUAUGUCAUUUUGGCUUUCACCGGCUUGUUUGCCUGUUAUAAAGUCUGUUAUUAAGUUGUAGUGGCUAGUGUACAUUUUAGAGCUGGAUCAUGCCAUUGCACUUAUGUGUUGUCUAUUCCUUCACUUGCUAAAUAAGACGUUUAUUGGUCCAUUUACGCAGCCAAAACCUAGUGCAUUAGGAUGUGAGGCCCCUCACUUUUGACAUUUUGAAUUAGUUUUUGGUGGCAUUGUAAACUAGGAUCAGUUGACAAUGUGAGUCAUACUGUGUACUGCUCUUAAUAUUUAAAUAUUUUGUUACAUUUUAUGAUUGAAUUAUUUUUCUCUACAGUAAUCUGAAAGCUGAAGCCUGUCCAUUUUUUUCAUUUAUCCAUAAUGAUUACGUUUAUAGUCACCACAUUGCCUACACUACUGUUUUUUUUCUUACAUGUAAGAUUAGAUGAGACAUGAUGGUUAAUUUAGUAAUUUAGUAAGCUAGUUCAGUAGCAGUUGUAAAGAGGUCUGUAGUAUAUUGCAGAGCUGAUUUGAACAUCUACAGUAUUACUUUGGUCCCGUUUUAAGUCACAGGAACCUUCUGUUAUUUAGUCAUAAACAUGAAGCUUCAAAUCAUAAAAAAUUCAGUUUUAUUAUGCCUUGGCCAACACACUGUUGGUAGAGCAAUAAUCCAAUAAUCAUGUCAUUCAUCAAAUAGACAAAAAAGUUAUCUGAGUAUUGAGUUAGCAAAAAGUGCAACUUGGCUGACUUUUGAAAGCUCAAAAGGCCAUUGAAAAAGAAGUACUGUACUCCAUAUGAGAAGUAUUUACAUUUCCAAUUAAUCCAGAUACACAUUACCCAUUGAAACAAUAUGUCAAAAAGAGAAAAUGAACAUCUUUACAGAAUAGAUUUUCCUAUUUAGCUUUCGUCACAGCAGUUAUUGUCUAUGUUUUUUUGUUGUCAAUGUACAGAAUUGAGAAUAAUUAAGGAAUGCAGUAUUGCAUGAAAACGCUAAUGCAUGUAUUUAAUUAACUAUGCAAAUCUGCGGCUGGUAAAGUAGAAAGCAGAGCAUGGCUGGUAUAUUCCAUUGCUUAAUUUGCACACCAUUCCAAUAUUUAGAAAUUGUAAAUUGCAGAAUGUUUCAUCUGUACAGCUAAAAGGAUUAAAACUUUCAAAUCUCGCCUAUAUGAAAAUCUAUUUAAUGCCAUAAUUACUUUUAGCAUUCUACCAUUUAAUGUUUAUAUAUAUAUAUAUAUAAACAUUUCUCAUUAUUUUAUUUUUGAAUUCUGCUGAUCUGUGCUCUCUGGGUGCUCCUACCUAACUGGUAGGUUACUGUCUUUUUUGUUUCCUCAAGAUGUUUAAUUAUUACUGUUGUACACCAGCAGAAACAACACUAUGGAUGCGAUAAUCUCUAUGUGGUUACUAAAUAGCCUCAUGUAUGUAUGUAUGUAUGUAUGUAUGUAUGUAUUGUGAAAAAUCCUUCCAUUAGUUUACAGAAGUGAUACAUGUUGAAAUGUUCUCAGCUGCAUCAAAGAUGUGGUCGGUCUAAUAUAAAGACAACUCAAAAAACUAUAUAUAAAUAUAUAUACAUAUACAGUAUAUAGCUAAAUGCAAUAAAGAAAACUUGUGAAUUUGUAGUUUUAUAUUACAGUAUGUAAUGAACAAUGUUCAGUUAAUACUUUUUGUAGUAUUUACGCCACAUAAAUCAUUUCAGUCAUGAUGUGAUUUUUUUAAUUUGAAACAGGCAGUUUAUCAGCAAAGAAACGGCAACUUCCAAACAUGCUUUAAAGCAGCACCACUAUUUGUUUGUGAUAACUGGAGAAGUGGGUAUAAAACAUCAAUCACUCUAAUUGUUAAAAUGCACAUAGGAUUCCCUGCAGAAGUUAAUUAAGAUUAGAGAAUCAGUUCAUUGAGUUAUUGUUGUGAUACAGCUGUUUUGUUGUUAACAGAGUCACAAAAAGUUCCACUUUUAAAAGGUGAAACCAUUAAUUAACAUUAUCUGCAACAUGUUUUUGUAGAUGUUUUACCACUGAAUCAAAGUUGCAGUAACCACUAAAAUACCUAAAAUCCUACAUUUGAGCCACAGACACUGCAGAUGCUGAAGUUCUACAACCACACAGCUGCACGGACACACGUAAUAUUAAAGGACUUAAAAUAAGGAACUUCAAUUGUGAGUUUAGGCUAAAACAUAUUUUUGGACUUUUCUGAGGCAGAUAGUUUAAGCUUUUAAGCAUAUUUUUUUUAGAUGUAAACACUACAAACAGACGAUACUGAGACUUUUCAGAAGCCUGAAGCAAAACACAUUGCAGUGAAUAGUUUAUCUGUCUUUGGAUGAUGCAGAAACCAAGGAGCUGUGUAAUGAAUGAAUGUCAUGAGUCUGAUUUAGAUUUUUUUUUUUAUAAGCCAACAAAUAACACUACAGUGCUAAAUUCAUAGCACUUCUCUUCUAUGACUUUUUUUAUUAUGAUUUUUUUUAAUGUAUCAUUUAUAAACCAUUUUGUAAAAUAUUGUUGCAUUCAUUAAGAUUUUUUUUAAGGCUGUUUUACUGUAUUCCUUGUUGUACCAGGUUCAUGAGGUUAUAAUUGACAUACAAUUGACACUUGCAUUGUCUGAACUGGCCUAAUCAUUUUUUUAUUUUUUAUUUUUUUUUUUUA
Molecule: messenger RNA, 10400 nt
Organism: Morone saxatilis (striped sea-bass)
Lineage: Eukaryota; Metazoa; Chordata; Actinopteri; Moronidae
Gene: usp31
Product: ubiquitin specific peptidase 31
Exons: 16
Coding region: 671-4549 (1292 amino acids)
Biological process (GO): protein deubiquitination
Molecular function (GO): cysteine-type deubiquitinase activity
Source: RefSeq, a predicted model, not a curated record